Bemisia tabaci is the source of this 2060-nucleotide messenger RNA. RefSeq lists its product as uncharacterized. Gene Ontology annotation, molecular function: protein dimerization activity; DNA-binding transcription factor activity, RNA polymerase II-specific; RNA polymerase II transcription regulatory region sequence-specific DNA binding. NCBI's taxonomy places the organism in Eukaryota, Metazoa, Arthropoda, Insecta, Hemiptera, Aleyrodidae. The record is from RefSeq and is a predicted model, not a curated record. Gene Ontology annotation, biological process: developmental process; regulation of transcription by RNA polymerase II.
CGGGCAAAUGCGUCAUCCCUUCGUCGUGCAUCCUCGGUGUUUACAAAAUCUGUGUUUUUCCGCGUUUUCUCGUGUUUUGGCCAUGCGUUCAACCCUUGCUGGUCAACUAUUCUAAACACCUUCAGCUUUAGUACUUCAAAAGCUGAUAACUAACAAAAAAACUUUUACUUUUCUUCGAGUUUGAAAAGUGCCAGCAGACCAAUCCCAAAACGUCAGUGAAAGUGACAACUUUUCAUUUUAUCGGAUUAACAGUGAUUACGGGGAUUACAUUGACCAGUGUGCGAGGUGUUUUUCUUGCGCUCUUUCCAGUUUUACUACCGGUAAUUUUGACUUUUGUACAAUCGAGUUUAAAGUGCGUUGUUAUCAUUCGACAAUUAUCCAUUUCACUCUCCACCAUCUUUUUGGUUUGCUUAUUUUUAGCGAAAAUUUUAAUAGUGACAAUUGUGAAAAAACGCGUUUUCCUUGGUGACAAUCGAACUCCACAUAAAACAAUGUUUUAUUAGCUUAUCUUCAUGCGGAUAAAUCUUAAUUUACGUUGCGUUAAAAUGGACAGUGCGGUGAUCAAAUCGUGAUAAAGUUCCGUUAAAACAACUCAAGUUUACACAAAAUCGGUUAUGAGUGCUUUUUUGCGAUACUAAGAAGCAUGCCAAGCACAACCCUCGUCCCGCUCAAAGUCGCCUCGCCGAACGGCAGCAGUGCACAUUCUCAGAUCAUGGACAGCCCACCCAACUGCGGAGGAACUACAUCCAAAGUGGAGCCCCAUCACUACGAGGUCUACCACCAGGAGAGGUACGGGUACCCCGACGCAAUCCCAGUGAACCCAACGCCGAUCAAGGCGGAGUCCCUCAUGGAUUUAAGUCUUCAGCGGCCGAUGCAACUGAUCAGAUACGACCCGCGAGUCCUUCAGAUCAAGACUGAAGACCCGGUCCCUCACCAGUUCGACUCGGACUCCAACGACGAGAACUACAACUCCAUCCAACAGGCGAACGUUUCCUCGACCUACCUGCACGACCUGUCGUCCGCGGUCGUCCGCAAGAGGAAGCGCGACGUCCUGGCCUUCCCGCAACAAUCGCAGGAGGGCGCGUUCCACCGCUCCUUCAAGAAGAGGAUCGUGUCGCACGCGCAAUCACAGUCGCCGUUCUGCGACGCCAACAAUCAGCGGAUCAUGGCGAACGUGCGCGAGAGGCAGCGGACGCACAACCUGAACGAGGCCUUCGCGAGCUUGCGGAAGAUCAUCCCGACUCUGCCGUCGGACAAGCUGUCCAAGAUCCAGACGCUCAAACUGGCCGCCCGGUACAUCGAUUUCCUGUACCACGUCCUCCAGUGCGCCGAGACGGAAAGCGGGGGCCUCAGGUCUUCGGAGAAAGGCGGCGAUGAAUCUAGAGCCGAUACUGAAUGCGAGCGUUCCAGUCCGAUGCCACGACUUGGCGUAACUCCGUGCUGUUACAUGGCCCAUGAACGCCUCAGCUACGCGUUCAGUGUGUGGAGAAUGGAAGGAGAAUGGAGUUGCUCAAACGAAAACAUCGGCAAAUUCUCAGAUACCUCUGAUUCUGCAUGAUGACUGUCCAUUGGAUAUACUGCGCUCAUAGCGUUCAAACCCUAUAUCCUAACGAUUGUACCAGAAAUGAUCUCAGAUCAAUAUUGAAUGACCACUUUACAUUUCAUUUCAUCCUAAGUAAUAAUUCAAUGGAUUUGGAAAUAAUUGCUCUUUAGCCUAAUAUGCAUUUAUGAUGUAAUGCAGUUCGUGGCUUGCGAACAUAUGGUUGACCUUAUCAUGGACGAUUAUUUCUUCUUUAUUUUUGUUUUUGUGACAUAGGAUACUUCAAAAUUGGUUGCAGAUAAUGUUUGACUGUGAUAGUGUGAUGUUUAAUAGGAAACAUUGAGAAAUGUUUCACUGUGGCUUAACUGAUUUUACUGGGUGCCUUUGUAAUAUGAUAUUUAUUGCGGGCAAUAAUAUCUUUUUAUUACACAUGAAGAGUUAUUUUUUUCUUUAAGUUUCAUUGUUACAAUAUUGUAAAUGCUUUGUGUAUAUAUUUUCCAAAUAUAAAAUUAAGUGCGAA